UGGAGCUUCAUUCCUGUGCACGAUCCGAGAGACACAGACGGUUUAACGGAGCAGCCAGGAGUGGAGAGGUUCGCUCAGGGAAUAAAUAUCUGUGAACCGCGCGGCUGUUUUCUUUACAAGAAUACCUUUGGGUCACGGACGCACGUGAGCGCGCACAUGCUGAAAUGGGACCACUGGGCAUGGUUCUGACUCAUCUGCUCUGAACUGCUGACAAAAGUAUCGGGGAAUAUCCCAGGGCAGGUUGUUUUGUAGCAAAAAUCCAAACGGGAAUGUUGUCUGGAUGGUGACCGAGGACUGGACUACCUGCUCUCCCAUUUGCUCAGUGCGCAGGGAAGGGACGCACCCGCUGCCUGCCUCCUCUCUGGUUUAAUACGGCGCUUUGAGGAUCAGUGAAAAUAACAAAAAGGCGUGAAGGACUUUAAUUUUUACACAUUAAUUCGGAGGGUGGUAAAUAAAUCCCGUGAACUCUCACCCCUGUGCGUUUUGUUGAAUGGGGAUACCACUGAUUCUGGAGCCCUGACGCAGCAGCUGUGACUAGGACGGGACGAGGGGUGCGUGGAGCUUUGGACCGGGGAUUGUUUUCCAGCGCCACUCUUCUCAGCCGCGGCUCUGUUUUCAUGUCCAAGUUGACCACUUUGUGACAAUGGAUUACUUUCUGCUUUUAUGCAGCCUCUUGGUGUCUGUGGUCUACGCCGUUGAAGAGACGCUGAUGGACACGAAGUGGGCCACUACAGAGUUAGCUUGGACAGCACAUCCUGAGAGUGGGUGGGAAGAGGUGAGUGGCUAUGACGAUGCUAUGAAUCCCAUCCGGACGUAUCAAGUCUGCAAUGUACAACAGGUCAACCAGAAUAACUGGCUACGUAGUGACUUCAUCCCACGAAAAGAUGUACUACGUGUAUAUGUAGAGAUGAAAUUCACAGUUCGUGACUGCAACAGCAUUCCUAAUAUACCAGGUUCCUGCAAAGAAACCUUCAACCUUUUCUAUUAUGAGUCUGACUCAGACUCAGCCACUGCCACCAGCCCUUUCUGGAUGGAGAACCCUUACGUGAAAGUGGACACUAUUGCCCCGGAUGAGAGCUUCUCAAUGCUUGAGACUGGACGAGUAAACACAAAAGUCAGAAGUUUCGGGCCACUAUCCAAAGCAGGUUUUUAUCUGGCCUUCCAGGACCUUGGCGCUUGCAUGUCCCUCAUCUCAGUAAGGGUAUUUUACAAAAAGUGCUCCACAACAAUCGCCAACUUCGCAGUUUUCCCAGAAACAGCUACAGGAGCUGAGGCGACCUCCUUGGUUAUUGCUCCAGGAACUUGUGUUCCAAAUGCUUUGGAGGUGUCAGUGCCGUUGAAACUCUACUGCAACGGAGAUGGAGAGUGGAUGGUGCCUGUUGGAGCAUGCACAUGUGCAGCUGGUUUUGAACCAGCCAUGAAGGAAACCCAGUGUCAAGCUUGCAGUCCCGGAUCCUUCAAGUCCAAACAAGGGGAUGGCCCCUGUUUUCCCUGCCCAGCCAAUAGUCGAGCCACCUCUGGAGCUGCCAGCAUUUGUUCCUGUCGAAACGGUUAUUAUCGCUCUGACACAGAUACUCCAGACUCCCCAUGCACCACUGUUCCAUCAGCUCCACGCAGUGUCAUCUCAAGUGUUAAUGAAACAUCGCUCCUGCUAGAAUGGAGCGAACCUCGGGACAUGGGCAGCCGUGAGGAUAUCUUUUACAACGUCAUCUGUAAAAAGUGCCUUCCUGAGCGAGGAAUGUGCUCACGAUGCGAUGACAACGUAGACAUUUCGCCACGUCACCUGGGUCUGACGCAACGCCGUGUGACCGUACGCAACCUCCAAGCCCACACACAGUACAGCUUUGAGAUCCAGGCGGUAAACGGCGUGUCCAACAAGAGCCCUUAUGCCCCUCAGUUUACUGCUGUGAACAUCACUACGAAUCAGGCUGCUCCAUCUGCAGUCCCAACAGUCCAUCUAAUGGCAGCCACAGCAAGCACCAUGAGUCUGUCCUGGCUUCCUCCAGAAAAACCCAAUGGAAUCAUUCUGGAUUAUGAGAUUAAGUAUCAUGAAAAGGAUCAAGGUGAGGCUAUUGCCCACACCAUGACCGCCCAAAGGAGCAACGCCCGGAUUGAAGGUCUUAAAGCUGGUACACCAUAUGUGGUUCAAGUCCGAGCCAGAACAGUGGCAGGUUAUGGGCGUUACAGCAGUGCAGCAGACUUCAGCACCAAUCUGCAAACUGACCCACCAAAGUCAUGGCAGGAGCAGCUGCCACUCAUCGUUGGAUCCAUCACAGCAGCCUUAGUCUUCAUCAUUGCAGUUGUGGUCCUCGGGAUUGUCUGCCUCAGAAAACAAAGAAAUGGUUCAGAGUCAGAAUAUACAGAGAAACUCCAGCAGUAUAAAUCCCCAAUAGUAACGCCGGGAAUGAAGGUCUACAUUGACCCUUUCACCUAUGAGGAUCCCAAUGAAGCAGUGCGCGAGUUUGCCAAGGAGAUUGACGUGUCCUGCGUGAAGAUCGAGGAGGUCAUUGGCGCAGGUAACCCACCAAAGCUCCUGAGCUACAGGGGGAAGACUGCUAGUCACCUCCAGGCCAUACCAUUAGAGGACUUCACACCAAGCGGAGAGUUUGGGGAGGUCUGCAGAGGUCGACUGAAGCUGCCUGGGCGCCGGGAAAUAAUUGUAGCCAUCAAGACUUUAAAGGUGGGCUAUACUGACCGCCAGAGGCGAGACUUCCUGUCUGAAGCAUCUAUCAUGGGUCAGUUUGACCAUCCCAACAUUAUUCGUCUGGAAGGAGUGGUUACCAAGAGUCGACCAGUGAUGAUUGUGACCGAAUUCAUGGAAAAUGGUGCACUGGACUCUUUUCUAAGGCUCAAUGAUGGGCAGUUCACAGUGAUCCAACUUGUUGGCAUGUUGCGCGGUAUCGCAGCUGGAAUGAAAUACCUGUCAGACAUGAACUACGUUCACAGAGACCUGGCUGCACGAAACAUCCUCGUAAACAGCAAUCUGGUCUGCAAGGUAUCAGAUUUUGGGCUGUCUCGAUUCCUUGAAGACGACCCCACAGAUCCCACCUACACCAGCUCCCUGUAUUUCAUGCUUACAUACUCAUUCGCAUAUCCACAGGGAGGAAAAAUCCCUAUCCGCUGGACAGCGCCUGAAGCUAUUGCAUACCGGAAGUUCACUUCAGCGAGUGAUGUGUGGAGCUAUGGUAUAGUCAUGUGGGAAGUUAUGUCGUAUGGAGAGAGACCAUAUUGGGACAUGAGCAAUCAAGACGUGAUAAAUGCUGUAGAGCAGGACUAUCGACUACCCCCACCCAUGGACUGUCCCACAGCUUUACACCAACUAAUGCUCGACUGCUGGGUUAAAGAGAGGAACUUGCGACCUAAAUUCACCCAGAUUGUGGCCACGCUGGAUAAACUUAUUCGGAAUGCAGCAAGCCUCAAAGUGGUCACCAACAGCACACAGUCUAGUGGGGACCUCCUGCGGAUAGGGGUGACGUUGGCUGGUCAUCAGAAGAAAAUACUUGGUAGCAUUCAGGACAUGAGACUACAGAUGAAUCAAACACUUCCUGUCCAGGUGUGAGCAGCAGGUCAAAUAAGACGGAUGCAGUCAAAGGACAGCCAGACAAGAAAAGGGGAGAAACUGUGCCAGAGAGGGCCACUGGAAAACCCUAGCUGCCUGACCCAUCUUUGCCAACUGGACACUAUGAAACUGGCUUGCAGUGCCUAAGAGUAUAUUUUUUUUCUUUAUUUCAAUACCACUUACAUUUCCUGUCCCGACUCUUUUGUUGUUUGCAUUGUUUCUUUCAUCCAUCCAAAUUGAAUGAAAAUGUUCUUGAACAAAGCCGAAUUUCCCCUACUUCCCAUGUGUGCCUCACCAACUCUUGAAUGGGUUGAUGUUUGCAUGCAUGUUUUUUUGUCAACUUGGCCUUAUUAGUGCUCUGAUCCUCAUGCAAGACCCUGUUUUCUUAACUUUCUGAGUGUAAAAGACAUGGCAAAGGAUAAACCUUGAUAGAAGUAGAUGAAGUGAUAAAGACAUAUCUCUGCCAGACCACAGAAGGCAGAGGACCACUAUCUCCCCAAGAGAAGCUGUUUUACUGUGCAUGUGUAUUAUUCUUCAUCUUCAUAUUGAAGGUGUGUUACCUAAAAGAGCAGUUACUUGGAGAGGCAUGGAGUGGUGAAGGAAAAAUGUUUAAACGUGCUGCAGUCAAAGGUUAAGAGGAUGACAGACGUCAAAGGAAAGGAGCCACGUUUUUUGGACACCUGCUUCGACUGUUGGGUCACGAGGCGACCUCUUCACUACAACCUAAAGUGACUUAGGAUUGUUCCUUUUUGUGGGAACACCUACUAAUCAGCUGUUUUUUAUUCACAUGAAAUCAUGUCCACGCAACAACAUUUUCUGUUUAGUUUUUUUUCCCUUUGUUCCAUCUUUUCUCACACAUUUCUAGGAAAUUGUGGCCAGUCCAGUCAGUACCCUAUCCACUGAACACUUUAUGUGACAAUUUUAAAACAAGGACUGGGCCAACACUGUUUGAAAGACCUCCUGGCCUUGUGUGUGCAUUUUUUUUUUCCAAUGUGAGUGUCUACUUGUGUGUGUGUAUGCACAUGAGUGUGUGUAUGUUUGUUUGACUGAUGAGUGUUUGGACAUACGAGAGUGCGCCAGGUUGCACAUGUAAAAUACAGCUUCCGUAAUUUGACAUCAUGGAGAAUUAACGCAUGAACUGAUCUGUAAUAAGCAUAAACUAUAUCUGAAAUAAUUAUGCUUUAUUCUGUGGACAGCUGUAAAACAUUCACCUUUCUUUAUUGGAUCCCCAAAAUGGACUUUGAUCCCAUGCACAUGUACACAAAUACACACACACACAAUCAUGACUGACAAUUUUUUUUCUGCUUACUAAUAUCUGGAUUUAGAAAUAAUCAAAAAAGAUCUUAUCUAUGCUUCUUGUCAUCCUUCCCUGUGUAUUUAUUUGUACCUCACCCACCAACCCAUGCUCUCAUUAUCAUAAAAAUGGACUAGCUUGUUUUGGCAAAGUGAAACAAUCAGAGAGAAGAGGGAACUCCAAGAGACGUCACCUGAUGAAAUUAUUAAUAAAAGUAAUUGCAUAUAUAUUGGAUUUUGUAUUUUGUUGUUGUUCUAAACAGCCUGUACAGGUUUUGUAACAAAAGUGAGAUAAAUGACUAAAUUGUGUAAAGCGUUUGUCUCAGAGUGAAUUCAUCAGCAAAUUAUAGUUGUCAAGAGAGAGAAAGAAAGAAACUCCGCUCAUGUUCAGUUGCUGGUAAUAGUGUGCUGUUUUUGUUCUGCAUACAUGGUUAUCUCAGUGUUGACUGUGAAGGUGUGUAUGAGUUUUUAGUGUGCCACAUGAACCUGAUAUUCACCCUCCCCAGCCCCAUUUUCAUUCUCAACAUAAAGAGUAUUUGUGAAGCACUGGGCUGUUACUAAUUGUCUUCCAGGCACAUAAUUUUCAUCUAUCGUGAACCACUCAACUGUUGUCCAACCCAUUUUACACAAGCCUGUCAAGAGGUUUGUAAGGGAAUAGGCCAAGGGAUAGUGUUGCAUCAAAUUAGUCACCUCACCUUUGUAUUGUUUUGGUAAGCCUAGGAGCAAGAGCUCUAUUGCAGGUUCCACUGCAUUCAACAGGAUCCUCAUUAGAGAAUCCUUAGCUGUCUUUCAGGAGAAAUCUAUUUUUCUUUUUCUGUCAGCUCGAUUAAUGCAGCAGCCAAUCAGGCAUUGCAAGGAUAUGGAUGUGCAGCACACAGGCAUUUGCAGACACAGGGCAUACAGGCUUACCAUUAUCUCUCAUUCAUUUCCUGUCUGGCCUUCAAUCACCCAGUCUCAAGCUCCGGGUGUUGCAUGAUUAGCACAAAGCAGAAUCAACAGUAAGGGGAAUACAGGCUAGCCGAAAUCUGGAUCCAGAUUCCUCUUAACUGAUAGCAGCUGCAUCUUUGAGGCCACUCUAUUUGUGCUUCUCACAACGAGGGUGUCUGGUGCCAUUGGAUUAGGGAGUGGGGCGGUAUCGUUGCUGUGAUCUUCAAGAUAGCCAUCAUAUUGUUUGGAUUAAAGUUGAUCAAUUCAGCAUGUUAACACAAGUCCUUGUAGUAUUGCAAUAUUUUUGGCAGUACAGCGGGUCUUUCCACUUCUUUAGAGAACAAUUAUAUACAAAACACAUUUACAUUUUAUAGUGAUCAAUUUUCUCUCGUGCAGAUAAUUUUGUUAAUAAUCAUUAAUAAUAGUAAUGUUCUUAAUCAUUUUUUUUUAUGUAGUUAAACUGUAAGGAGCUUCCUAACUUUUUAGCUUUUAAUUUGUCAUCAUCAAAAAUGAUAAAUUUAGAUGAAUCAUAAUGUUAAUAAAUAAAUAUAGUGAACUGAUAAUGAUUUCAAAAUGGCUUUAACCAGGGAUAUUUUAAAUAAUUUUUUAUUAAUAAGUUCUUUACCAGGACUCAGAUUAUUGUAAAAGAUGCAAUAGCUUCGAUAUUAGUAAAGUGACUGCAGUCAGAAUCAAAGGAUUGCCAUGAAUUACUUAGUGUCCAUUCCCUUUUUUUUUCUCCAGCCGUAUCAAUCUAUUAGUCCCUUUAGCUCCUCUGCUGCUAUAAUUUGCAUGUGACUUUAAAUCAGGUGUUAUUGAUGUGCACUGAAAUACAGGAACGUGACCAGGAUAAAGGGGCUAAACACAAUCAGAUUGCAAACAUGCAUGCUCAAGCAGCAACUUUUUGAUGAGUUGCACAUGGUGAAUUGAGAUCUGGAGCUAUGUUCAGCAGAGUCAAACUGGCCAUGAUUGAUGGGCUUAAUAGAAACAUUUUCACACAUUUAAAAGAUUUACCCAUGUAAACUGCUCACUAACACUCAAUUCAUAGGAUUCUUUUAUAUACUCUGCACAGAAAGGAACCGCAUUUCCUGUUUUUUUCUGUUCAUCCAUCAAGACUCAUUUCAUUGAAAUUAGGAUAAACUGUUACAUUUGUAUGUAUGAGUGAAUGGAAUAAAACAAAUGCAUUUUAUAAAAAGCUGUUUAAUAGUCGCCAGAGACUUAGUUAUGUUAUCAAAAGUGCAAAUAGGAGUCUAAUUAUACAAACAUCGCUCAUCUAUUUCUUUCUCUGUUCAACAUUUAACAGAUUAUCACAGACUACACUCCCUACUGAGAUUAACACUACCCCCUCUACGCAUUAAGCACACUCUAGCUUUGUUUUCAAACAUGUCUAUUUCAAAUAAUAUACAGUGGAUUUCUUUUUUGUCCUCUAACAUGUCCACAGACUUGCUUUUUUUGUCAACUUUGUCACUUUUUAGUUUUUCCUAACAAAAGACAACACUUUUCAGAGAGUACUGUACAUGAUAAGUAAAACAAGAUCGGCGGGGCUGGAAGAAUGAAAUGCAAUUGUUACUUCCUCUUUGAAAAGCAUUGAGAUGUAUUUAAUGGUGCACAUACACACAACAAACUACUAAAGAAGAUGCAUUCUUGUAGAAAUAUUUUUAAGAUACCCUUUUUUGUAAUU
Molecule: messenger RNA, 7457 nt
Organism: Cyprinodon variegatus (sheepshead minnow)
Lineage: Eukaryota; Metazoa; Chordata; Actinopteri; Cyprinodontiformes; Cyprinodontidae
Product: ephrin type-B receptor 3-like
Exons: 15
Coding region: 644-3559 (971 amino acids)
Biological process (GO): protein phosphorylation; cell surface receptor protein tyrosine kinase signaling pathway; axon guidance
Cellular component (GO): neuron projection; plasma membrane
Molecular function (GO): ATP binding; protein binding; transmembrane-ephrin receptor activity
Source: RefSeq, a predicted model, not a curated record